This is a messenger RNA of Dicentrarchus labrax (European seabass), 4116 nucleotides long. RefSeq lists its product as uncharacterized. Lineage: Eukaryota; Metazoa; Chordata; Actinopteri; Moronidae. The record is from RefSeq and is a predicted model, not a curated record. Gene Ontology annotation, biological process: cell surface receptor signaling pathway. Gene Ontology annotation, molecular function: transmembrane signaling receptor activity. The coding region runs from base 95 to 3397 and encodes 1100 amino acids. The transcript is spliced from 19 exons.
UUUUUAUCUCUGUUCUCUGUUUCUCUUCCUGUCCCAGUGUCAGUUUUUUCUGUUUUUCAAAAGACGGAGUGACAGAGUUUCAGUGGAUGUGACGAUGGAUCGCACUUUGUUCUGUGCGCUGUCAUUAUUCUUGUUGAAUACACUCCUCUACUGUGGACACAGUCAUGAUGCCGAGCUGACCUUUGAACCCAACUCGACCUAUUUAUUUACCGGAGAGUCUGCUAACUUCACAUGUGACAUGAGAGAGGGAAAUGACAAUGACUGGCAUUACAAAUUCAACCGGAAUGGUCAACAAAUUGUCUCCUUCAAUACAAACAACUGGUACUCAUUUGACCUGACGACUGACUCAAGUGGCGACUAUCAGUGCAUUGGUCGCCACAAGGGCUCAACAAAUUUUGAAAAAGAGAGUAAUAAUGUGACUCUAUCUGUAUCAGCACACAGACCCAAGGCCACUCUGAGAGCAGACAGAACUGGUGAACCAGUAGGGGCCACUGUGACACUGACCUGUUCUGAAGAAGGCUCUGCUGGCUGGAAAUACGAAUGGUUCAGACGUACCUCAGACUCUGAUGAAACUAUGAUCAUAACGGACGGAAGCAGAACAGAAAACUUCAUCAGUGUCUCACAGGGAGGUAUCUAUCGGUGCCGGGGAAGAAGAGGAAACACAGUUUUCUUCACAGAGUUCAGUGAUGUGUCUCGCGUCGACAUAACUUUGUCCAACAGGGCCUCUGUGACCCGGCAACAGAACUGGACUCACAUUAUUAGUGGUGAGGCAAUCACUGUCAUAUGUGAGAUCGAGGGUGGGGGAGACACUAAGUGGGAGUAUGAAUGGAGAACAACCGGCUCGAACACACCUCCAGCACACAGAGAAUACAGGAUUAGCAGUGCUUCUGUUUCCGACCAAAGCUACUGGUGGUGUAAGGGCAGAAGGGACUUGUAUUCCUCAACUGAAUGGAGUGACUCCUUCCCACUGAUAGUAUCACCUUAUAAACCCAGGCCCACAGUUGUGGCUGAUAAGAGGACCAUACCAGUUGAUAGCAAUGAAACACUGAUCUGCUCUAUGGAGAACUCCGCUGAGUGGAAAUACUACUGGUUCAGACGUAACUCAGUCUUUUCUGAAAGUCAGAUCAUUAGACAUGAUGAACAAGAUAACAUGAUCAGUAUCUCACAAGGAGGCAUCUAUCACUGCAGAGGAGGGAGAGGAUCUCCAGUUUUCUUCACAGAGGACAGUGAUCCAGUUACCAUUGAGAAAAGAGUUUCCAACAAGGCUGUUAUCUCCCUGCAACCCAACUGGCCUCUGUUAUUCAGUGGUGAGACGAUCACUGUUAGAUGUGAUAUUCAUGGAGGUGGAGAGUCUGAGUGGGAUUAUGAGUGGAGCAGAACCAACUCAGACACAAUUCCAACACACAAUGAGUUCAGGAUUAGCAGCGCUACUGAGUCCAACAGUGGUAACUACAGGUGUAUGGGUAAACACAAAUGGGACAUGUAUUCGUCAACAGAGUGGAGCGACAUCAUCACAUUGGCAGUUUCAUCACACAGACCAAUGGCUAACCUGAGUGCUGACAACAGAGCCUUUCCAGUAGGGGGCAGUGUGACCCUGACCUGCUCUAUGAACCCAUCAUCAUCUGGUUGGAAAUACUUCUGGUACAAAGGAGAGAAAACCUCUGAACCAUUAGCAAUGGAAGAUGCUGUUGCAAAUGGGGAAAUCCGUGUUUCCCAGGAAGGACUGUACUGGUGCAGAGGACAAAGAGGAAGCCCUGCUUAUUACACAGAGUACAGUGAUUCAAUCAAUGUUAACAAAAUUGUCACAAACAAGGCUGUUGUAAUCCUGAAACACAACUGGCCUGAGGUAUACUCAGGAGAGACGAUCACCCUAAGAUGUGAGAUCCAGGGAGGAGACACUGAUUGGGAUUAUGAAUGGACAACAACCAGCUCAUAUACACCACCAAACCAAAAGGAAUACUUGAUAAGUCCUGCUUCUUCAUUAUACGAUGGAGACUACUGGUGUAAGGGAAGACAGAAAAGAGCUCAACAGAAUUCAACAGGAUGGAGUAUUUCCUUCAAACUGACAGUAUCUUAUUAUCAACCCGUGCCUGUCCUCACUGUGUCUCCAUCAUGGCUGAGUCCUGGAGACUCUGUAACUCUGAACUGCGAGGUUGAACCUCCAUCUGCAGGAUGGAGGUUCUACUGGUAUAAGGCUGUUCCCAAAAUAUCAGACAUGGACAUCCCCCACGACACCCUCGAUUUGAUGGAUUAUGAUGACAUUCUGAGUUUCGACAGGUAUAAGGCUGUUCCCGAAAUAUCAGACAUGGAUAUCUACAACUAUGAGCUGCUACCUGGCAGCAGCAAGGGGACUGAACAGGAUUCCUACAUCGUACAUGGACAAACACACACAGCAGGAUAUAUGUGCAGAGCUGGAAGAGGAGAUCCAGUGUAUUAUACUGAUUAUACUGGACCAAAGUUUGUCUUGUCAGGAGACUUUCCAUCGCAAGUAUCUCUCACAGUGAGUCCUGACAGAGCACAACACUUCACCUCUGACUCUGUCUCACUGAACUGUGAAGGAAACUCCACAGAGUGGAGAGUGAGGAGGUAUACUGAGGAUAGAUACUCAUGGUAUACGUCACCAUACUGCUCUUUCUGGGGGAGUAUGAUUGGAUCCACAUGCCAUAUGCACCAUCAUCGGCUCAGAGAUGCAGUGUUCUGGUGUGAGUCUAGCUCUGGAGAGUUCAGCAAUGCAGUCAACAUCACUACAGAUGAUGAUAUUAUCCUGGUGAGCCCCGUCCAUCCUGUGACCGAAGGAGAUUCUGUUACUCUUGGCUGCAAGUUGACAACAGAACAAUUACUAUCCAAUGUCACUUUCUACAAAAAUAACAAACACAUCCAAAAUGGCAACAGAACAGAGCUGAAAAUCUCUGCAGUCUCAAAGUCAGAUGAAGGUUUCUACCAUUGUGCAUAUUCAGAAAGUGAAUCACCACAGAGCUGGAUGUCAGUAAAAUCAACCAGCUCUCCAUUUACUGUGCGGUUGAUUGUUGGGCUGGUUAUUGGCAUCUUACUGAUUCUUCUCCUGCCACUGCUACUGCUAUGCUGGUACAAAAAGUCAAAGGAUACAUGUUGUCACAGGCUCAUCCAGUCUCGUAGAACCAAUCAGAGCUCUGCUACAGUCCAAACUGUCAACCAAGAUGAAAAUCAACAGCAAGUAUACUCCUCUCUUCUCCAUGGUGAUGUUUGUGUCUAUGAAACAAUCAUUGGCUCUGGAAACACUGGACGUGGUGAACGGACAGAUAAUUACAGAAACGCUGUAUCCCAGAUUCAACUCAAACAUUUUGUAAAGAGAGGAAUGCAUGAUGAUCCAGCAGAAACCUCUGACUAUAGUAACGUGAAUGCAUCUGCAGGUUCAUAAAGAGAAGUGCAUCAUCAGCCAAAAUAGCAGAUGCAUGGACAACAACAUAAAUAGCAACAUGUUUAAACAGUGUUGACAGCAUUUAUUCCCUGUUGAUUUCUGCUGAAUUUCCUUUUCUAUUUUUGUAUAUGUUUGCUGCAAUAGUGUACUGAUUUUGUACAUUAGAUGCCAUAGAACUUUCUUUCUCCUUUCUUCUUUUUAAUGUCAAUAAUAGAGUUUAGCAAGGUGUUAUCUGCAGUCUUGUUAAACUUCUAUCAAUAACUAAUUUGAGCAGUUGAAUGUUUAUCACUUAUGUUGCAUUUUUGGUAAUUUCAUUAUUAAUAAUUUUAUAUAUGAAGACAGUUUGGUUUUAUUUUGUUAUUAUUUAUUUGUUAUGUUGAGCAUGUUCACUAUACUGUGUGUGCAACAGUGUGUGCUGCACUCAUCUGUGAAGCUGAUGUUAUCAUAGGCAUAUCUAGAUACAUAGCCUACAUGUAUUGUAUAUAUUAUUUUAAACAUAAAAACUGAUAACUUAGAACAUUUAUUGCCAAAUUUACAAGAAGGCACAAAUAAUUGAUGGAGACAGCAUGCCACAAACUUUCCCCUAACUCACAAAACUGCAUGAUUCUUGGAGAUGACCAAAACUAAUACAUUGUGGGUACUUUUGUUUCUUGUUUUUGUAUUGUAUUGUUUAUAACUGUACAUAUCUGUUUUAUCUUCUUUAAUAAAUGUUGUGUAAA